Messenger RNA from Callithrix jacchus (white-tufted-ear marmoset), 4976 nucleotides. It is a transcript of the gene MUCL3, whose product is annotated as mucin like 3. Lineage: Eukaryota; Metazoa; Chordata; Mammalia; Primates; Cebidae. The record is from RefSeq and is a predicted model, not a curated record.
CCACAGCCCAUGGUCCCCAAGCAGCCACCCAGCUCCGACAUGGCCCAGCCGGUCCACAGCUUCUGCUCUGCCUUUGGCCUCCAUUGUUGCCUCCUCUUCCUUCUAGCUGCUUGGGAGGCAGGUGCUACUACACUCCAAGAAUAUCAGAAAACUGGUGAACUCUCAACAUCUGCUCAUGUAUUUCCCCUCACUCCAGGCCUUGUUUAUAGUAUCCCCUUUGAUCACAUUGUUCUGCAUUCAGGACAAAGACCUCCAGACCUCCCUAAAUCCACAGAAGUCGGUGAACGAAAACGCCACUGCAACACCACACGCCAUUCUAAGCCCACUGACAAGCAUAUAGACAACUCCAAAACUACAGACCACAAAAGCUCUGCAGAUAAUCAAGACGCUCCUCCUACUUCUGAAGAAAACUCCGGCAGUCAAGGGAAAGACCCAGUGAUCUGGAACCAACGCUCUGUUGAUUCUACUGACUCCACUACCACACAUAAAGAAUCAUCUGAAAAAAAAUAUAUAACCCCAGCACCCAAGAGAAAAACAACUUGUCGUAAGUCCUCAACAGGCAAAUCAACAGUAACAACAAAAUCAGAUAACUCUGGAAGACCCACUGCCUCAUAUAAGACUACAACUUCCUUCCACAAUUCAGACGAUUCACAGAACAACCAAAAAAGCAUGUCUUCUGAGAAAAUCACAACAGGAACCCCAGAAGAGUCAGAAAAAAAUGAAGAUUACAGAACAACAGUUGCCUCGGACAAGAUCCUGACAAAAACUACAAAAUACAUACAAGAGACUAUAUCAACCAGUGAGAAGAUCACACGAUCUCUAGCGGACCCUACAGAACAUGAAGAAAGGACAGCCAAUGAGAACACCACACCUUCCUCAGCAGAACCUACUGAACAUGGAGAAAGGACCCCACUAGGCAAUAAGAACACCACGCCAUCCCAAACAGAGCAUACAGAACAUGGAGAAAGGACCCCACUGGCCAAUGAGAAUACCACACCAUCCCCAGCAGAGCCUACAGAACAUGAAAAAAGAACACUGUCAGCCAAUGAGAAUACCACACCAUCCCCAGCAGAGCAUAAAGAACACAAAGAAAAGACCCCAUUUGCCAGUGAGAAGAUCACACUAUCCCCAGCAGAGCCUACAGAACAUGGAGAAAGGACAGCCAAAGAAAACAUUACACCAUCCCCAGAAGACCCUACAGAACAUAAAGAAAGGACUCCAUUUGUCAAUAAGAACACCACACCAUCCCUAGCAAAGCCUACAGAACAUGGAGAAAGGAUACCAUCAGCCAAUGAGAACACCACACCAUCCCCAGCAGAGCCUGAAGAACAUGGAGAAAGGACACCAUUGGCCAAUGAGAACACCACACCAUCCCCAGCAGAGCAUACAAAAUAUGAAGAAAGCACACCAUCAGCCAAUAAGAACACCAUACCAUCCACAGCAGAACAUAAAGAACAUGGAGAAAGGACACCGUCAGCCAAUGAGAACACCACACCAUUCCAAGCAGAGCCUACGGAACAUGGAGAAAGGACACCGUCACCCAUUGAGAACACCACACCAUUCCAAGCAGAGCCUACGGAACAUGGAGAAAGGACACCAUCGGCCAAUAAGAACACCACAUCAUCUGCAGCAGAGCAUAAAGAACAUGGAGAAAGGACACUGUCAGGCAAUGCGAACACCACACCAUCCCCAGCAGAGCACACAGAAGGAGAAAGGACACCGUCAGUCAAUGAGAACACCACACCAUCCCCAGCAGAGCCUACAGAACAUGGAGAAAGGACACCAUCAGGCAAUGAGAACACCACACCAUCGCCAGCAGAGCAUACAGAACACGGAGAAAGGACACUGUCAGUCAGUGAGAACACCACACCAUCCCCAGCAGAGCAUACAGAACGUGGAGGAAAGACACCGUCAGGCAAUGAGAACACCAAACCAUCCCCAGCAGAGCAUACAGAACGUGGAGGAAAGACACCAUCAGGCAAUGAGAACACCAAACCAUCCCCAGCAGAGCCUAUGGAACAUGGAGAAAGGACACCGUCGGCCAAUGAGAACACCACACCAUCCCCAGCAGAGCCUACAGAACAUGGAGAAAGGACACCGUCAGCCAAUGAGAACACCACACCAUCCCCAGCAGAGUCUACAGAACAUGAAGAAAGGACACCGUCAGCCAAUGAGAAAACCACACCAUCCCCAGCAGAGCCUAAGGAACAUGGAGAAAGGACACUGUCACCCACUGAGAACACCACACCAUCCCCAGCAGAGCCUACGGAACUCAGAGAAAGGGCAACGUUGGCCAAUGAGAACACCACACCAUCCCCCCCAGAGCCUAUAGAACAUGAAGAAAGGACACCGUCAGCCAUUGAGAACACCACACCAUUCCCAGCAGAGCCUACAAAACAUGGAGAAAGGACACUGUUGGCCAAUGAGAACACCACACCAUUCCCAGCAGAGACACUGUCACCCAUUGAGAACACCACACCAUUUUCAGCAGAGCCUAUGGAACACAGAGAAAGGACACCAUCAGCCACUGAGAACACCACACCAUUCCCAGCAGAGCCUAUGAAACAUGGAGAAAGGACACCAUCGGCCAAUGAGAACACCAUACCAUCCCCAGCACAGCCUACAGAACAUGGAGAAAGGACACCAUUGGCCAAUGAGAACACCACACCAUCCCCAGCAGAGCCUACAGAACAUGGAGAAAGGACACCGUCAGCCAAUGAGAACACCACACCAUUCCCAGCAGAGCCUAUGAAACAUGGAGAAAGGACACCGUCGCCCAUUGAGAACACCACACCAUUCCAAGCAGAGCCUACAGAACAUGGAGAAAGGACACCGUUGGCCAAUGAGAACACCACACCAUCCCCAGCAGAGCCUACAGAACAUGGAGAAAGGACACUGUCGGCCAAUGAGAACACCACACCAUCCCCAGCAGAGCCUACAGAACAUGGACAAAGGACACCGUGGGCCAAUGAGAACACCACACCAUCCCCAGAAAAGCCUACAGAACGUGGAGAAAGGACCACAUCACCCAGUGACAAGAUCACAUCAUCUGCAGCAGAGUCUACAGAACAUAGAGAAAGGACUACAUCAGCCAAUGUGAUCACACCAGCCCCAGCAGAGCAUAUAGAACAUGGAGAAAAGACCACAUUGGCCAAUGAGGUGACAUACGUCACAAUAAAGUCCACAGAACACUCAGAAAAGACCACAUCAACCACAGAGGAAACAACAAGAGCCUCAGAAAAGCCUACACUAUACCCAAAGAAGACCAUAUCCACCAAAGGGAAAAACAUAGCAGUCUCAGAAAAGCAUACAGAAAACCUAGGGAACACCACACUGGGCACUGAGAACACAAAAACCCCAGUAAAGUCCACAGAAAACCCGGGAAAAACAGCAGCAGUCACAAAGACCAUAAGACCUUCAGUCAAGGUCACAGGAGACAAAUCUAUCACUACUACCUCUUCUCAUCUAAAUAAAACUGAGGUUACUCAUCAGGUGCCCAUUGGUUCUUUUACACUCAUCACAUCUAGAAUGAAGCUGAGUUCUAUCAUGUCAGAAGCCCCAGGCAACGAGAGCUAUCCAUACCAUAAUAAAGAUGGCUCACAGAAAGGUAUCCACGCUGGACAGAUGGGGGAGAAUAAUUCAUUCCCUGCAUGGGCCAUAGUUAUUGUGGUCCUGGUGGCUGUGAUUCUCCUCCUGGUGUUCCUUGGCCUGAUCUUCUUGGUCUCCUAUAUGAUGCGGACACGCCGCACACUAACCCAGGACACCUGGGACAAUGAUGCAGCGGAUGAGGGUGGCCCCAAUUCCUACCCAGUCUACUUGAUGGAGCAGCAGACACUUGGCAUGGGCCAGAUCCCUUCCCCACGAUGAUCCUGGAGUAGGCACCGAGCCCCGGCUCUUCCAUGCUCUGCCCUCUUUCCUGGAUGAGGAACUGGACUCACAAUUUCUAUUUCCUGGACUCUGGGAAGGGCAGAGAACACCGAUGGUUAACAGCAAUAACCCUUCCUCUGUUCUUAAUUGAAACUGGUUGGGGAAUGAGGUGAUAAGUAAGGAGGGUGUAAGUUUAGGGGAUAGAGACGAAAGAAUGAACAAUACAAGUAGAUGUUCUCUGUAGAAGGCGAUGGUCUGAGAAUGAAAAGGUGUUUGAUGGACAUGUUGGGUGGGGACCAAUACAGAACACUGAGUCCUAAAGGAAGGACAGGAGCCUUAGAAGGCAAUGCCCCAGAUUGACUUGUGAGUGGGGAUUAUGGGGAAAGGGAGAAACUGAGGGCAGAGUCUCUGGGUUUCAGAACAGAAUUAUGUUAUUUCCAUUCAUUAUUAUUUAAGAGUUUGUGCGUUAACAGGCUCACCUCUGAGUUCUCAGGACCCUUGCCCCGCUUUCUUUUUUAAUGAAAAAAAAAAAAAAAAAAAAAAAAAAAAGGAUCCAAGAAGAAAAGAGAAUUUAUUUCCUUCUCCACUCUCUCCAUUCCGUGGAGAAAGAAAAAGUCCAGAGAAAUUAUAAAUAUCUCUCAUCCACAUGGUUGUUCCCUCUUCCUCCCAAAUCCCUUAGUUUUCCUUAACGUCUAUAGUGGACACCCUGUUGGUUUGGCUUGCUGGGUUGUGGGUGGACACAAAAGGAGGGGAUCUUGGACCAGCAGGGUCACUCACUGAUCUCCAUCCCAGACCUUCCCUGAUGGUGUCUCAGCAUUUAUUUUCCUGUGUCUUCCACCAAAAGCCAGUUGUGGAUUUAUCUCAUAAAAGUCACCCAUCUUCUCUACCAUCUCCAUCCUCUCUCCUCACACCUUUACCCCUGAUUCCAAUUUUUCUCCUUGUAGGCAUUUUAUCUGUGUGUGUUUUCUGGAUUUCUCUCCCUCUUCUUAUGGACAUUUCACCUUAUUACUGAUUGGGCAGAGAGAGAAAAGGAGAAUGGACAUAUGAUGAUAGUUUCCUUCUCUCUAUUGACCUUUUUUAAUAAUAGAGUAUGACAUGUUUAUAAAGGG